Molecule: messenger RNA, 793 nt
Organism: Salvia miltiorrhiza (redroot sage)
Lineage: Eukaryota; Viridiplantae; Streptophyta; Magnoliopsida; Lamiales; Lamiaceae
Product: transcription factor DIVARICATA-like
Exons: 2
Coding region: 77-667 (196 amino acids)
Molecular function (GO): DNA binding
Source: RefSeq, a predicted model, not a curated record
AACACAACAUCGUCCCAACUCAACAUAUAUAUCUAGAUAGAGAGAGAGAGAGAGAAGAGAGAGAGAGAGGGAGAGGAUGGAAACCCUAAGUGGAAGGUUGAUGGAGGGGAGCAGCACGUGGACAAAAGAGGAGAACAAGACAUUCGAGAGCGCACUUGCGAUGUUGGACGAAGCGAGUCCAGAGAGAUGGUUGAAGGUUGCGGCCAUGAUUCCGACCAAGUCUGUGUUGGAUGUAAUAAAUCAGUACAGAAAACUGGCGGCGGAUGUUAGUGAUAUCGAAGCAGGUUUAGUCCCCAUUCCCACAUACUUGUCUUCUUCCUCUCCCUUACAAUUGCCUUCUCAACGAAUCAAAGGCCUCCCUUGGACUCAGGCCGAGCACAGGCGUUUCCUUCUAGGGCUUGAAAAACACGGCAAAGGCGACUGGAAAAACAUAUCUCGAAAGUUUGUGGUGACGAAAACUCCGACGCAAGUGGCGAGCCAUGCUCAGAAGUACUACAUGAGGCAGCUCAACGGAGGCGGCAAAGACAAACGCCGCCGGCCUAGCAUCCACGACAUCACCGUCCAUCUCGCCCGGUCGGAACCACCUUUUCUCCACGGCGACGUCACACUUUUCAACUCCGAUCUCGGCGUUGCGUAUCCCUACCCCGAGUCGUGCAUAUAUAGUUGAAUUGAAGGAUGCUAAUUAGAUUAUGCAUUGAAAUGUUCUACUCAAAAGUGACUAGGGCUUUCGCCUCUUAAAUUUCAUAUAUAUGCUUGCUAUAUUUCCUAACAAUGAAGAAAUAAUGAAUACCUA